This is a messenger RNA of Dicrocoelium dendriticum, 799 nucleotides long. The record is from the annotation of a GenBank genome assembly. Lineage: Eukaryota; Metazoa; Platyhelminthes; Trematoda; Plagiorchiida; Dicrocoeliidae.
CAUUCUGCUAAUCCGCCAUUGUGAUAUUCCCUUACUACUCAGCCAAGUCAUCAACUUUACUCCCGCCAAUCUUCAUUUAUGUUACCUUCAUAUUGCUUAUUCAUUCACUGAUUAUUAUUUUUGACGACACUGACCAUUUCGCAAUGUUCGUUUCUCCAUAUUCCCAGAUGCUGAUACGAACUCCAAACGGCGAGACACUUCAUGUGCGACAGAUGGAUGACGCUUUCUAUCCAGAGAACUUGGCUAUUUUUACCGAUGCUGGCGAACGUGUGCACAGUUCACAUCUCAUGGCACAAGUCAUCGAGUCGUUAUCAGAUUUGCCUAGGGACGAUGGCUCAGAGAGUAAUCCCACGUCACUUGUCGAAUACCAUCACCUCGAUUAACGGUUCCUGAAGAGACGGAGUGCGGUUUUCGUGGACAUGCUGAAAUCAAAGUUGUGUCAUUCAGUAUGAAAUGGACUACGACUCGGCCACCCCCCGCAUCAGCAAUCCACAAGUUGAGUCCUUUUCGCCUCACUCUCACUCUCUCUUUGGAGGUCUAGUGACUGUGUAUCAGAUCUCGGCGUUGAGCAGCCAUGUGUAGGUCCUUUCCGAAGUGAAUUUAAGUAUCACUUAGAAGAAUUCUGUAAAACGGAGUGAUGCGUAAACCCUUGCGCCGAUUUCGAGUCCAGUUUCAUUGCCACUAUCUUGCUGCUCUGUGCUUACUGCUUACAGUCUCCUCCUCCAUGACUUGCUAUCUUCGUUCGCAGUGAACCAUGUAAAUUCAGUUUUUAUAAGAAUUUAGGAAACUUUUCUUCUGG